AUGUUGUACGAAGAGUUCCUUGGGAUCAGGCCUAGUCAGAUUGCCUCUGCAUCAUACUUCCUCGCCGAGUCACUCCUGAAGUAUGCAAAUCAUACAGUAGACCUGACAAGCUCUCCCAGACGGUUGUGGGACAGUGUGGAUAGUGGCGAGGAUAAUGAAGACGAUGAAGACGAUGAAGACGAUGAAGACGAUGAAGACGAUGAAGACGAUGAAGACGAUGAAGACGAUGAAGACGAUGAAGACGAUGAAGACAAUAAGGAGGAUGAGGAGGAUGGGGACGAUGAGAAUGAUGGGGAUGAUGGGGAUGAUGGGGAUGAUGGCAUAAAUGGUGCUGACAGUGCACAUCGCUACUAA
Molecule: messenger RNA, 354 nt
Organism: Colletotrichum abscissum
Lineage: Eukaryota; Fungi; Ascomycota; Sordariomycetes; Glomerellales; Glomerellaceae
Exons: 3
Coding region: 1-354 (117 amino acids)
Source: RefSeq, a predicted model, not a curated record